AUGGGUCUCAAAAUUUCAUCUCCCGAUCACUUAACAGAAUCAGAGAGUGAAGAAGAUAGAAUGGUCUAUCUGUGUAGUAGCGUUAGAGAAUGAUGGGAAUUCUCUGAAGAAGACUACCCCAUAAUGCCCAACCUAACACCUCUUGAGAGCCUUUACUGCUAGGUUAAGGACCUUUUAAAAUAUUCUAAAACUUGGAAACCUUUAGGUCCUAACUCCGGGUUGUAUCAUGCUGAACUCUUAGAACAAAACAAUGCAGUCUACAAACUUCAAGAGACAGGUCUAAGACUCUCCUAUUGUUUCCAUUGUGUCCCCAAACUGGAUCCAAUUCCUGAUGACCCUCUGGUUUCUUGUGAGGUCCCACGCUUUCAAAUGCCUCUUAAAAGUCCCAGCCAGCAGGCUGAGCAUUGGUGGUGA
Mesocricetus auratus (golden hamster) is the source of this 414-nucleotide messenger RNA. It is a transcript of the gene Dcaf16, whose product is annotated as DDB1 and CUL4 associated factor 16. Gene Ontology annotation, cellular component: Cul4-RING E3 ubiquitin ligase complex. The record is from RefSeq and is a predicted model, not a curated record. Lineage: Eukaryota; Metazoa; Chordata; Mammalia; Rodentia; Cricetidae.